ACUUUGAAUUGUGGUACUUUAACCUUUAUGGUAGUAUUGUGUGCACACGUUCUUAAUCUCAUUCAGCUGUUGACUUCUUUCACACCACUGAUAGAAUGACUAUCGUACGAUUGCUUGUGAGUCUCUUACUCUUUGGUUCAUCUGAAGCUGGGAAGCUGUUGGUUAUUCCGUCAGAUGGCAGUCACUGGCGGGGGAUGAAGCCUAUUGUGGAAGAGCUGGGAAGAAGAGGGAAUCAGGUGGUGGUGGUCAUCCCAGAUGCAAGUCUGAGUAUGGGUCCAUCAGAUCACACCACCACUCUUUCUUAUCCAGUGCCUUACACUAAAGCUGAGCUAGAAGGGAACUUAGCGGCAGAUUUAAACAACAUUCUGAGUACUGAUGUGUCUACAGACCUGGCCAGGUUUCAGACAUUCAUCUUCACACUGGAUUUUCUAAAAACGUUUACAGUGAGAAAUGCGGAAAGCCUGCUUUUCAACAAGGACCUGAUGAAGAAACUGAAAGAGUACAACUUUGAUGCCAUUCUCACCGAUCCAUUUGAACCUGUUGGAGUUAUUGUUGGUGAAUAUCUCUCCAUUCCAGCUAUUUAUAUGCAAAUAAAUCAUCCAUGUGGGGUCGACACUCUUGCCGGUCAAUGCCCAACUCCAGCCUCCUAUGUUCCUCAACCUUUUACUCAAUUUACCGACCACAUGUCUUUUUGGCAAAGAAGUGUAAACCUGGUAUACACUUUGCUGCAACCCAUGGCUUGUGGAUCUAUAUUUACUCAAGCAGAUGAGAUUGCUUCACGUUUACUUCAAAGAAAAUCAUCCAUGGUAGAGAUCAUGAGCCGUGCUGCUCUCUGGUUUAUGCGAUUCGACUUUGCUUUGGAAUUCCCACGUCCAGUGAUGCCCAACAUGAUCAUGAUUGGAGCCACACUUAGCCACAAACCAAAUCCUCUGCCAGAAGUGAGUCUUUAUAAUUAAAUUCUUACUUCACUU
Molecule: messenger RNA, 971 nt
Organism: Misgurnus anguillicaudatus (oriental weatherfish)
Lineage: Eukaryota; Metazoa; Chordata; Actinopteri; Cypriniformes; Cobitidae
Product: UDP-glucuronosyltransferase 1A5-like
Molecular function (GO): UDP-glycosyltransferase activity
Source: RefSeq, a predicted model, not a curated record